Molecule: messenger RNA, 5016 nt
Organism: Syngnathus acus (greater pipefish)
Lineage: Eukaryota; Metazoa; Chordata; Actinopteri; Syngnathiformes; Syngnathidae
Gene: adcy2a
Product: adenylate cyclase 2a
Exons: 25
Coding region: 103-3687 (1194 amino acids)
Biological process (GO): adenylate cyclase-activating G protein-coupled receptor signaling pathway; adenylate cyclase-inhibiting G protein-coupled receptor signaling pathway; cAMP biosynthetic process
Cellular component (GO): plasma membrane
Molecular function (GO): adenylate cyclase activity
Source: RefSeq, a predicted model, not a curated record
CUUCCCUCCCACUUUCUCCCUCUGACUCUAAACAGCACUCAGUCGCGGCUGUCCCUUCACUUCCCGCUCCAACAUGUUGGCAGAAGGAGGAGGCGGAGGAGGAUGCUGCGCUCAAACCUUGGCGCGUUCUUGCCACCUCUUCGGCCAGCGCCCAGCGCCUCUGACUCAGAGCCACCUUUCACUUGUAUCGCCCUGAAGGAAUUAAGAAGGGAGGGUAGCCAGGUCCCCCAGGUUCCACAGGACAUUAGGAGCGCCCACAUCAGGAUCCCCAGAAGGAGCAUUAGCAGGAGAAAAGUAGAACACAGCAACUGUUCUACAUCUGAAGUGGAAACUAUUACCUCAGACGUCCCUGACACUUCUCCCUUUUCGGCACCAAGAUCCAUGUGGCAAGAGGCAAUAAGGAGGAAGCGCUACCUCCUGGACCGGGCUGGGGAGUCUGGUGAGGGGGAAAAGAGCGGUCAGGAGAGGACGAACAGAUCCCGGGACUGGUUGUACGAGUCAUACUACUGUAUGAGCCAGCAGCAUCCACUGAUUGUGUUUCUGCUGCUCAUAGUGAUGGGAGCUUGCUUGGCUCUGCUGACCGUGUUCUUUGCAUCAGGACUGAACGUUGAGGACCAUGUGGCCUUUGUGAUCACUGUGCCCACAGCGUUGGCCAUCUUCCUGGCUGUAUUUGUUUUGGUCUGCAUUGAAUCUAUUUUCAAGAAGCUUCUUCGGGUGUUCUCCCUUGUCAUCUGGGCCUGCUUGGUCGCAAUGGGUUACCUCUUUAUGUUUUCCGGUGGAAUCGUCUGUCCAUGGGACCAGGUGUCGUUCUUUUUGUUUAUUGUUUUUGUGGUUUACACGAUGCUGCCAUUCUCCAUGCGGGAUGCCAUCAUCGCCAGUGUUCUCACCUCUGCCUCGCACACUGCUGUGUUGAGUGUAUGUCUGUCCACUACAGCUGCUCAUUUGGAACCAGUCGUAUGGCAGAUUUUGGCCAAUAUCAUCAUUUUCAUGUGUGGGAACAUGGCAGGGGCAUACCAUAAGCACCUGAUGGAGUUGGCACUCAAACAGACUUAUCAGGACACCUGCAACUGCAUCAAAUCCCCCAUUAAACUGGAAUUCGAAAAGCGACAGCAGGAGCGUCUGCUGUUGUCGCUACUACCUGCACAUAUUGCCCGUGUGAUGAAAGCAGAGAUCAUCCAGAGACUAAAAGGACCAAAUUUUGAUCAGAUAGAGAACACAAACAAUUUUCACAACCUAUAUGUUCAGAGACACACCAAUGUCAGCAUAUUGUAUGCUGAUAUAGUUGGAUUCACACGCCUUGCCAGUGACUGCUCACCCGGCGAGCUGGUACACAUGCUCAAUGAAUUGUUUGGCAAAUUUGACCAAAUUGCCAAGGAAAAUGAAUGUAUGCGGAUAAAAAUCCUUGGUGACUGUUACUAUUGUGUAUCUGGCCUACCAGAGUCUCUACCAAACCACGCCAAGAACUGUGUUAAAAUGGGUCUGGACAUGUGUGAGGCAAUCAAGAAAGUGCGUGAUGCCACAGGGGUUGACAUCAAUAUGCGUGUUGGCGUGCAUUCAGGGAACGUUCUGUGUGGGGUCAUCGGACUUCAGAAAUGGCAGUAUGAUGUCUGGUCACAUGAUGUCACGCUGGCCAACCACAUGGAGGCAGGAGGUGUGCCAGGGCGAGUCCACAUCACAUCAGUGACACUAGAGCACCUAAAUUCAUCCUAUAAAGUAGAAGAUGGGGAUGGGCAGGAGAGAGACCCUUAUCUCAAGGAGCAUGGAGUCGUCACAUAUUUGGUUAUUAACCCAAAGGUGGAGCGUCGCAGCCCGCAACAUCACUACAGGCCCAGACACACUCUGGACGGAGCCAAGAUGAGAGCCUCUGUUAGGAUGACCCGCUACCUGGAGUCUUGGGGGGCAGCCAAGCCUUUUGCCAAUCUGCACCACAGAGACAGCAUGACCAACGAGAACGGCAAGAUCAACACAGCUGACGUGCCAAUGGGACAGUAUCAUUUCCAGAGGAGAUCAGAAAGGACAAAGUCUCAGAAGAAGCGAUUUGAGGAGGAACUUAAUGAGAGGAUGAUCAGGACCUUUGAUGGGAUAAAUUCACAAAAGCAGUGGCUCAAAUCUGAGGACAUUCAAAGAAUAUCAUUGUUCUUUCACAAUAAAUCCCUGGAAAAGGAGUACAGAACAACAAUCCUGCCAGCCUUCAAAUACUACGUCACCUGCGCCUGUCUUAUCUUUUCCUGCAUUUUCAUUGUACAGAUACUCGUCUUACCAAAGACAGCAGUCUUAGGGAUCUCUUUUGGGAUGGCAUUCUUUUUCCUUUCCUUGGUUGUCUUCAUAUGUUUCAUUGGACACUUUGUGCACUGCAACAAAAGCACUCCCACUUCAUUGAUGUGGCUGCUAAGGUCCUCCGUCAUUAUUGCUAACAAGCCAUGGCCCCGAAUCACACUCACCUUGACAACGACAGCUCUCAUACUCACUAUGGCAGUAUUCAACAUGUUCUUUCUGGAAAACAAUGUGUUGCCUCCAGUUGCUGUCAACAGUUCGUCCAAUGAAACACAGGUUUACGCUGAAGGACAACCAGCUGCUUUUACAGGCAAAAACAACUUCUACCUUCCCUAUUUAAUUUACAGCUGCAUUCUGGGCCUGAUCUCUUGCUCUGUGUUCCUGAGGAUAAACUAUGAGCUGAAAAUGAUAACCAUGCUGACAGCCGUGGUGGUUUACAACGUCAUAAUUCUCCAAACACACGCUUCCCUUUUGGAUGAAUACAGCAGAUUCCUGUACAAAUCUGAAAGCCUCGACAGACCAGGAGUCCUCAAAGACCUGAAGACUAUGGGCUCUAUCUCACUCUUUAUUUUUUUCAUCACUCUACUUGUGCUUGCUCGGCAGAAUGAAUAUUACUGUAGGUUAGACUUUCUGUGGAAGAACAAGUUCAAAAAGGAAUGUGAAGAGAUUGAAACGAUGGAAAACCUCAACCGUGUCUUGCUGGAGAACGUUCUUCCUGCACAUGUUGCUGAGCACUUUCUGGCAAGAAACUGGAAGAAUGAGGAUCUGUACCAUCAGUCAUAUGAUCUGGUUUGCGUCAUGUUCGCCUCAAUUCCAGACUUUAAAGAGUUUUACACGGAAUCAGAUGUCAACAAAGAAGGAUUAGAGUGUCUCCGGCUUCUCAAUGAGAUCAUUGCCGAUUUUGACGAGCUAUUGUCAAAGCCUAAAUUCAGUGGUGUGGAAAAGAUUAAAACUAUUGGAAGCACAUACAUGGCUGCCACAGGUCUCAAUGCCUCACCCGGACCAGAGUACCCAUCACAGGAACAUGACAGACAGUACAUGCACAUUGGGACCAUGGUGGAGUUUGCAUUUGCUUUAGUGGGGAAGCUGGAUGUUAUCAACAGACACUCUUUCAAUGACUUCAAACUCAGAGUUGGUAUCAACCAUGGUCCAGUAAUUGCUGGAGUCAUUGGCGCCCAAAAACCACAGUAUGAUAUCUGGGGGAACACCGUGAAUGUUGCCAGUCGAAUGGACAGCACGGGGAUACUGGGAAAAAUACAGGUGACAGAGGAGACAAGCCGCAUCCUUCUGACUCUGGGCUACAUGUGCUCCUGUAGAGGCAUCAUUAACGUGAAGGGCAAAGGAGAGCUCAAAACCUACUUUGUUCACACAGAAAUGACCCGCUCCAUAUCUCAAGGGAAUAUGAUGCCAUGAGACUUGAGUUGAAUUAUUUAGGCUUCAGAGCUAACACUGAUAUCAGAUUGGAGACUUUUUUUUAGUAGCAGUGGAAAAAAAAAUUGUACGUAUUGGGGAAAAAAAGACCAAAACAUUUUUUGUCCUGCUGCAGCUGUAGUAUGUAUACAUGUGUCCCUUUUGUAAGUGUAGCAUGUACAGGAAAUAAAACCAUGAAUAAUCAUUUAAUUGUUGGAUUAGCAAGGUAAAGUGGCAGGGAUCAAGCCAGCCAAGCAAUUCCAGCUCCAAAAACAAUCCAAAAGUAUACUUUUACUCAAUUCUGGCAGGCUUCAGAGAGCCCAUUACUGCUGGUUAUCGGUCAAAAAAAUCACUCUGUAUUCUAAUCGCUUUGCACAUGACAAGUUGGAUUAUAGCUGAUGUGCAAUGCUGGAGUAUAAGGCGAACAAGAAGAAAGACUUUUGUUCUGCAUGGGAAAUAAUUUGAGCUCAGCGUGACCAAAGACAAUGGCAUGAUUGACUCGAGUUUUAAUUGAACGAUGCAGGCCAGGAUGUUCUUGAAUUGUCUUUUAUUCAAAUGAAGACUGCAAAACAUUACAGAGGAAGACUGCAUGACUACAUUUUCAGACAGAGACACGUGACAUGAAUAUAACUGCAUCUACCUUUUUUGAAGCAUGGAACAAUGAAUGUCUAUGAAUGAAUGAAUUCGGUCUAUUAUCCAUGUAGGGCCAUGUUUUCACAUCAACUUAUUAAAAUUGGCUAUUUGCACAACACUCAUAAUUUUAAAGGAGGUUAAAGUCACACAUUCUGAAAGAAAAUUACAAGAGUCAAUUUAAACGGAAUCUACAGGUAUCUGCUUGUAUCUGUGUACAGGGUAGCUUUAGAUAAGUGGUGUGGUACGGUGGUUUUGUAAGAAAAGAAAAUAUUGCUCCAAAAUAUUUGGAUGUAUUAAUGAUUCUAUUGUAAUUUUUUUUUAAACAAAACACAAAUGUCAUUAAAUUUCCAUGUAUUUCAGUCAUGGUGUGCUUUAUUUGAACGAAAAUAACCAGGAUGUUUAAUAAUGGUAUAUUCAAUACCACGGAUUUCAGGGUGACUGUUUAAGGUGCUCCAUUCGGAUGCAUAUUAAAGCGUUCACGUUCCUCAGUGGUCAUUUGACAUCACAGAGGAGCGCCACGCCUCGAAGAAUCCAAUGUUCUGGAGCAAGUGUGGUCUUGAGGUCGACUGCUGCAAUGUAGUUCAUGUCUGUCCUAACUGGCUUUUUGUAGAUUGGGCAAGAGUAAAGGCGACUGUCUUUGAUACCUGCAACAUGUGGGCAAAAGAAAAGACAAAUAAUAUGUAUUAGUAUUAAACCUAA